AUGGGGAGUUGGAAGGGACGUGCGCGGAUGGGGGAGCAGCGGAAGGAUGCGGGGUCCCGCAGAGGGCGGAUCGAAGGGCGGGUGGGGCGUGGGGACGGCUGCGGCGGGAGCGACGAUGGCGGCGGAGUGCCUGGAGGUGGGGCGGCGACUGCAGCAGGCCAUGUGGGACAUCGAGCAGCGGUGAGCAGCGAGCAGGGAGCGGUGAGAGCAGCGGUGAGAGCAGCGGUGAGAGCAGCGGUGAGAGCAGCGGUGAGCGGAGCGGUGAGAGCGGCGGUGAGAGUGGCGAGUGGGGGAGAGAAGGGAUGGGAUGGCAGAACAAGCUGUGGCGUGGAAGUGGUGCAGAAGAGGAGCGCACUGCUUCCUGGUGCUGCUGGCGAAGCUGCUGGCGGGCAGGACACUCACCUGUGUCCCCACCGCGCCACUGUUGCCCCCACCACCCCGGCCCCCCUUCUCUCCCCCAGCUACGGCGUGGACGUGGUGCAGAGGAGCUUCGCGUUUGACCCGCCGCUGCACCGCUUCCUGGUGCUGCUGGCGAAGCUGCUGGCGGGGCGGGCGCUCACGGUGGUGGCGGUGGGCGGCUCCAUCUCCGCCGCGGGCCACCUGCCGGGCGGCGUCAUGCACGGCACCGGCACGUAUGGCCAGGCGCUCGUUGAUUGGCUGCAGCAGGUGUUCCCGACACCGCCCUCAACCCCUCCGCACCGUCUCAUCCGGGCCUUCCUGCCCGGGGCGGGGUCAUUCGUGCUGCACUUCUGCACGGGGGAGCUGGUGGGGGCGCUGUGGGCGGACGGGGACGAGCAGCGGCGCGCAGCGGGGGAGGCGGACAUAGUGCUGCUGGAGUGCGCCGCCAAUGACUGGUCCGUGCUGCAGCCCGGCAUGACCCCGCCCCCAGAGGGCACACAGUACGCAGCAGCGGAGGGUCUGGUGCGUCAGGUGCUACGGCUGCCAUCGCACCCGCUGGUGCUCUUCCUCAACUUCGGGGUCUUCCAUCCACACCACCCGCUGCUCUCCGCCUUCCACCACUCCGCCGAGGCGCUGCUCAACCACCUCUCAGCCUACUACAGCGUCCCCGCUGUCAGCCCCUGGCGAGCCUACUUCCCCCUCCUUGCCACCGCAGCGUCCCCAACCUGCCCCGCCUCGGACGAACCUUCUUCCGAGCCUGCCGCCAAGCCUCGCGUGCUGUCCCCGCCGUCAUCUGAGCCUGCGGAGAACCUGACGUGGGCGCACAUGUUUGUGGACCGCGUGCAUCCCUCGGCUGCCGGCCACGGCAUGGCAGGCAGCCUGGCAGCCCACCGCAUCUUCUCCCUCGCCCUGCACUACCUGCGUCGUGAGGGCCUCGCUGUCUCCCGCCACCACCUGCGCCUCGACUGGGUGGAUGGCAAGGCGGCCCCCUCCACCCAGUCCGCGCUCCUCUGCCCGCCCACCUCCCUGUGCCGCAAGUGCUUCGGUGACCUGGGCUUCUCGGCCCUCGGCCCGCCACUCUCGGCGCCCUGCAUGCUGCCGCCGUUGCAGAGCGCGGCCGACCCGCACCCACGCUGUGUGCUGGGCAACACCUGGAACGUCACGGCCGUGGGCGCAGUAGAGUUCCCCGAGGGGUACACGGCUGUUAGAGAGGCUGCUUCUAAAGGGGAUGCGGCGAGUGUAAAGAGGAUUGCGGAGGCGAAUGCGACAUGGGUGCAGGAGGCGUGUGGACCGCUGGUGCCGCAGAUCCUGUGCUGGAAGGCCCAGGCUGCCCGCGCUCCUCUGCGUGUGGCUGUGGAUGUGCGGGGGGCUGCACGGGGCAUAGGCGUGGUGUACAAGAUGCUGGACUGGCAGAAGCAGGAGCACAAGAUGGACGGUGCAGAUGUAAAGAAGCUUCCGACCCACUCGAAAGUUGAGCUGUCUCAACACGGGUGCGGAUCUGGUCGGAGCUCGCGCUCUUUACAGGAAGCCGGGAAGGAGAAUUCCUGGAAGGCCUGA
This is a messenger RNA of Closterium sp. NIES-65, 1956 nucleotides long. NCBI's taxonomy places the organism in Eukaryota, Viridiplantae, Streptophyta, Zygnematophyceae, Desmidiales, Closteriaceae. The record is from the annotation of a GenBank genome assembly.